Molecule: messenger RNA, 6017 nt
Organism: Mercenaria mercenaria
Lineage: Eukaryota; Metazoa; Mollusca; Bivalvia; Venerida; Veneridae
Product: T-cell-specific guanine nucleotide triphosphate-binding protein 2-like
Exons: 3
Coding region: 863-2017 (384 amino acids)
Cellular component (GO): membrane
Molecular function (GO): GTPase activity; GTP binding
Source: RefSeq, a predicted model, not a curated record
AAGUCAAAAAUUGGUAUAAUAAUGUUUAUAAUACUAUAUAAAGAUGUAAACAUAUUUUUUUGUAAGUUAAACAAGUGGUUGCUUUUUACUUGUUAACUGAAGUUUUCACGCAACACCACAUUUGAAUGUUGACAGAAUGACCGGACGUCAUUUAAAAAGUUGGGGACAAUGUAUGUAGGGUAGGCUUCAUAUUUUUGGUUAUAGGAGUUGUUUCCCCUUGACCUCUGUUUAUUUUUAUUUUCCGCCAAAACUGGUAACAUGACAAGAACUCUUCUGUUUUGGAGGUACUUUUAGGUUGGUUUUAGUCAGACAUUUCGCAAGGCAGUUCGCCGUUAUUCUCGUAAGAGGAUUUCAUGCACAGAUCACUGAGUGAGAGGAGCAAUGCUGAAAGGAAUGGAACAGUUUGUACACUUAAUUCUCUGUAAAUUGGUUGUCAUCAUGGUGUCAUCAUCGUCCUCGCUUUUGCUUUUAUAAGUGAUGUCACGUGUCUUAGUGAUUAAGAUGAGGAAAUAUCGAACCUAGCAUUGGAUGUGUAUUAAUAAAUUGCCAAAGGUUACAUUUGGGCGCGAUAAGUGGUCUCAGCAGAGUAGUAUGUUGUCCGUUGGAAUACAUAAUGUUGUUAUAAACUCGGCAUAGAGUUAAAUUUCGUUUUACUUAUAUAGUUUUUGGAACUCAAACUAGUUCAUACAAUCACGCUAUUUAGUGCCGGGUCUUACUGAUUUGUAAGAAUGUACAUUGAACAAAUACAGAUAACAAUAACAAUAGCUCUCUGUUUAUCGGUGUGCUGACUGACUCUCGCUUAUCUCGAUUUUAUAUCGUGCGUACAGGUGGACUGUAUUAAUUUCAUUUGUUGCGUAAUAUCAUGGCGAAUUUAUUGCCCGACAAAGUCGACACAUUGAGAAAAUUGAUUGAAGAGCAGGAUAUCAUAGGUGCCCAUGGAUUCGUUCAGGAAAGUAUGCAUGUGUUCAACAUUGCAGUGACAGGUGAAAGUGGAUCCGGUAAGUCAAGUUUUGUGAACGCAAUUCGUGGUUUGGAAGCGGACAAUAUUGGGGCAGCAGAAGUAGGUGUUGUUGAAACAACUAAGAGUAUCAAACGAUACCCUCAUCCAGAAAACAAAAAUCUUAUUAUUUCUGAUCUCCCGGGUAUUGGAAGUUAUGCUUUUUCAAAAGAAAAGUACUUUGAUAUGAUCAACUUUUCCGAAUUUGACUUUUUUAUUUUACUUUCAGCUGGAAGGUUUACUGAACUCGAUUUGUUUUUGGCUUUGAAAGUACAAGAAUAUGGGAAAGUUUUCUAUUUUGUGCGAUGCAAGAUAGACAUGGAUUUAAGAAAUGAGCAAAUGAGCUAUCCUAAAACAUAUAAUGAAACAGUGGUUUUAAACAGAAUAAGAGAAGACUGUAUUAAAUAUCUUGACAGUCCCAUUGGAAAAUGUGAUGUGUUUCUCAUUAAUAAUUAUGACAGAUCAAAGUACGACUUUCCAAAGCUGAACAGAAGUAUUGUAAAAGACGCAGCUCUGGUAAAAAUUGACUUCAGAGAGCGAGUAUUGUCAUCACUUGUUAAUGGAGUUUAUCAGAAGAAAAGGGAAUUCGCAAAAUCUGGUACUGUGCCAGUCAAAGAAGCAAAGCAUAAAGUCCCUAACACGCCUAUAUAUGUUGAUGCAACAUGCAUAAGUGAAGAAAUAGAACACUUCAAACAAGAGUUUUCACUUAAUAAACAGGCAAUUGCAGAAUAUGCUGCUCUUAUGGAUAUGUCUGUUGUGGACAUGACAAAGAAUCUUAGUCUCCGAAGUUUGCAAAUGGACUUCUCUGAAAAUGGAAUUCUAAUGGCAUGCGCUGAACUUUAUCCAUUUUCAAAAAUAAGUUUCCCAUUUUUUGGAUCUUUUUUGAGUUCUAGGUCAGUCGUUAAAGUGUACCUUGAAAAAGUUAUAGACCAGAUGUGUGAUGAUGCAAUCAAACUCAAUAUGGCGCUUAUCUCUCGAACAAGAAACCAACAUUCCGAGUCGAGCUCAGCGUGUGUUUAAUCCGUGUAAUGGACGGUCGUCUGGUGGACUAGAUACUAGACAAAUCUACAGGCGAUGUAAAAUCCCAAUACCGCCUUGUAUGCAUCACAAUUUGAGCAAAACUUAGACAGCCAGGAAAUACGAUAAUUGCGUUUAUAGCAAUAAUGUGUUUCUUCCACUCUGGCAAAGUUAUGUUCAUUUUUAGUUUCACAGUUUUUGUUAAAGCGUGAACCAGUCACAUGUUUGUCUUUGGUCUGCUAGAAAUACAAAACAACUCAUAAGCAUAGCUUUUUUUAAUAUGGUGCAAAGUGAACUUGGUCUUAGGAAGAUACUGGUAAUUCCUGUUAUGGGCAGUGAAACAAUUAUUUUCGUUAGGGAUAUGAUAUCAUUAAAACAAUAAAAACACCAUAUCAGCCUUAAGACAAACCUCGCGUGAUUUAGGGCAAAUAUUUUACAAAUAUUUUAGUGAUACGAAGCAGAUAUGGCCACCAGAUAUAUUUAAUACUGCACGUGUAUCUUUUAAAGUAAACACGAAGAGACACUUUAGAUGAUUUUACAUCAACAUAUCUGAUUUGGCGUUGUCACGUCCGAUUGACCUUGCAAGUGUACGUGCAAGCUGGCAGAUAAACAGGACUUUUUAUCAAACAAUUUAUAUGAUAUAUCUUUACUAUAUGUAUGCGUUGAAUAAAGCCAGUUUUGAUAAAGCUACAUACUAUCUGAAGUAACUACUGCAAACAGAUGAACCUGCUUUAGUGCAUCUGUUCUUAGCUAGCUUUAAAUAAGAUUUGCGAAUUAAGUCUACGUGGACUGUGGACACCUAACACGAUCGAUUUUUCAGAGAACCGUUAUAAUUUGAUUAUAUUAUGCAUGGUAGGAAAGAUAGUUUAUAAUGGCAAUAGGGUUUGGUUAUUAUAGCAUCACUAUGCGGUAGGUGAUAUGCAGUUGGAUGUGCCUGUUUUUAGCUCGACUUUUCGAAGAAAAAGUAGAACUAUUGCACUCGCUCCGGUGUUGGCGUCGCCACUGGUUAAAGUUUUUGAUAAAGUCAAAUAUUUCUGUUACUAGCAAAGCUAUUGAUUUGAAACUUAAAAUAUUUAUUUACUAUUAACGUCUACACCAGGAGAAACAAUCCCUAUAACUCUGAUUCGAAAUUUGACAGAAUUAUGCCCCUUUUUAACUAAGAAAAUUUGUAUAAAGUUCUUGAUAACGUCAAAUAUCUCUGUUACUAUCAAAGCUAUUGACUUGAAACUUAAAAUACUUAUUUACUAUCAACGUCUAUACCGGGAGAAACAAUCCCCAUGACUCUGAUUUGAAUUUUGACAGAAUAAUGUCCUCUUUUAAAUUAGAAUUUUGUUUUAUUAUAAAAUCCAAUAUCUCUAAAAAGAAAUCCGCAUAACUCUGAUUUGAAUUUUGAGAGAACUAUGUCCCUUUUUGCUUAGAACUUUUGAUUAAAGUUUCUAAUAAAUUCAAUAACAGAGGAUGGGAGCAAAAUUUAAAGAACUUUACUGUUGAAGCCCGUAGGAAAAGGACAAUAAAGGGAAGAAAUUCCCCGAAAAAAUAUCUAAGUCAGCUAAAAAUCAUAAAAAGGUACAGAUAUGUCAAAAUACACCUUAACUUUACAAGUACAAUCCAUGUUGUACCAAAGAAAUUGGUCUCGGUCUUUAUCUACGGCCACUAAUAAAAAGUUACAAAUUAACCUAUUUACAGUAACAUAAAAGGGAUGUUAUUCAAUAAAAAUAUUGUAAGUGAACAAAAAAGGAAUCUGUCAAAUAAAACCACGAGCACCGCAAUGCAAAGCAACAUAAACACAAAACAAAGACAAGUGACCUUUAAACUUUAAGUGUGACCAAUACCUUGAAGCGAGCCAUGCGCUCUGUACGUCGUCUCAAUGUGGUGAACAUUUGUGUCAAGUUUUUCUAAAAUCAUUCAAGCAGGUCAAGAGUAACACAGUCCACUCGAAACAAAGUUAUAUGACCUUUGAUUCCUAAGUGUGGCAUUGACCUUGUAGCCAGCUAUCCAAAACAGACGCUCUGAUGGACAUUUGUGCAAUGUUUCUGUAAAAUCCUUCAAUAGAUCAGACACGAAACAAACUCGUAUGACCUCGACCCCUAAGUGUAACCUUUACCUUAAAGCGAGCCACCUGAUACAGGCGUUCCGCACGUCGGCUUGAUGUGGAGAACAUUUGUAUCAAGUUUGUUUAAAAUCCUUCAAUGGGUUCACGAGUUACAGAGAGGAGUAUCCCAACAUACGUUCCUUCGGACGUAUAUUAAAUAACAACAAAGGGAUGGAGACGCAAGAUAUUACGUUUUCUACAGUUUUCAGACUGUUUUACCUGCUGACAGAGUUUAGGUUUUUUUUUUCAUUUUGGACGACGACGACGAUGGAAUACGGAUACAUUGCUAUCAUAUUAGUCCCACUUUUCAACUUUGACGCAGAUGCGCAACUUAUAAUAUCGACGAACAUUGCAGGAAAGUGUUAUGACGGUAGAUCAAAUACUUUUUGCGAUAAGCAUAAAAAACAUUUCUCUGGUGAACAGACGGACGGACAAACAAAUCCAGAUUUUAUCCUGUGUGGUGACGUCAUAAGCCAGACCUUACCAACAUUAUAGGAAUGUUUUCUUAUCACACAUGAAUUAAAAUUAUCAUGUUGAGACGGUCCCCUUGAAAAAUCGAUCGUCUUAGGUGUUCACAGUCCACGUAAACUGAAUUCGCAAAUGUCUAAUAGUCCGUCAGCUAACUUUUCCAAUAGUCUUAUAAUUAUCUAAUAAUUACAACUUGCUAAAUACAAGUUUGACAUAGCAUUUCUAACCGGUAUACAUAUAGUUAGUUCUCACAAAAGCCUCUUUAAACUGUGUGUCAAACAUUUAUAUAUAAAGAUGUACGAUCACGUUUUUCUGCAGUAUUUAUGUCAUACAGUAUUUAUUUCAUACUGUUGAAGAACAUUUAUUUCUAAGACAAAUAAGAGCAGAAAAAAGAACACUGUUUUAGCAUUUCUAAAAUUAAGUAAAAUUGAAAAAAAUGGGGGAUUCUUUAUACAACAUACAAUAUCCCAUUUAAUGUUACAGGGAUUUCAGAUCUUAUUAUACAAGAUUCUGUUGUUAAGGUAAAGAAAAAAAAACGUAUUUUAUUGUUUUAGUAGCACACAGAAAUAAUUUAAAAUAGAAAGGAAGAAAAUAGAAUACAGAUCUACUUAAAUAGAUACUUAAAGAUACUGUUAUCUUACAUCAGAUUAGGGCAAAUGCAUAAAUUUUGUUGAAAGAAAUAUAUUCAAGGAAACAUUUACAAAAUUGUGGAUCUUUUGUUCCCCUUUUUCGGCAAAUUGUGCUCAUUUUAUUAAAUUUACAAGAUUUUUGGUGUCAUUUUAGUGUCAUUUAUUUGUUUUUAAAGAGAAUUCCUAUAGUUUUUUUUCCUUUCAUAGAUUUUUUUUAAAUUCAUAUAUAUGAUAUGAAAUUUUGUGCUGAAAACAAUGAACAAAUAAAAACAAUAGGUCACCAGGCUCGUUUUUGUGAAAAAUUGUUUUGAACACACCCACUGUUGCUGAAACUGCCAGCGAUUUUUCAACAUUUUCAUAAUUUUCUGCUUUUUUAUAAAUACCAACCAAAAUAUACAUCAAGACAGCACAAUAAGGUUUUUUUCUUUUUACAAAUUUUAUUAUAUAUUUAUUUGAUAUUAUAGCCAUAUUUGUAAACACAACCACAAAAAUAGCAAGAUAUCUGUCAGGCAUGAUAUUUGUCAAUACAACAUAAACCAGUAUCAACAUUUGAUUACUGAUAAAACUUAUCAAAAAAUGUUAUUUCAUUCAAGAAACCUCAUAUUUAAGAUUGUCUGUAACAUGUUUCGACAAAUGUUGACUUCAGUUCAGUUUUCCGUAGAAAGUGUCGGCUGCGCAGAAAGAUGCGCAUAAAAAACUAUAGGAAUUCCCUUUAAACUAGUUUCGCUCGCUUCGGUCGCUCCAGUAUUUAGUAUGUGACUUGUCACAUAUGCAGACAGUUUGUGUUAAAAUGAUAUUUAAACAGCGAUAUUGA